AUGUCUAACCGCGUCGUUUCAGCCGUCCUUCCCUACUUCCCCUACAGCCGUCAGUCGAAGAAAAAGUCGCAUCGCGGUGCCAUCACGGCCCGCAUGCUCGCCAACCUGCUCAACGUGGCCGGCGUCAAGCACAUUGUCACCGUCGACCUACACGCCUCGCAGAUGCAGGGCUUCUUCAAGUGCCCCGUGGACAACCUACACGCCGAGCCCAUCAUCGCCCGCUGGAUCCGCCACAACGUGCCCAACUGGAAGGAUGCCGUGGUCGUGUCCAAGAACGCCGGCGGCACAAAGCGUGUGACGUCCCUGGCGGACGCCCUCAAGCUCAACUUCGGCAUGGUCACCACGGACCGCCGGCGCAACAAUAGCAACAUGACGGCCAGCAUGAUCAUGACCCACCUCGACAACAUUGAGCAAAGAUCGCCUGUUGUCAGCACAAUACAUCAGGGCGCCGCAGCACCGAGCAACGGCCACGACGGCCCGCUGGUGAAUGGCGACCGGGGCGAGAGCAGCACAAACGGGAACGGCGCGACGACCGUCAACGGCGGUGCCUCGUCGCCAGCCGCGCGAUCAGUAAGCGGCAACAACGGACCCACCAGUCACGCAGCCGCCGCCGUCACAACGGCCGCACUGCCGCCGCGGACGCCGUCGGAAGCCUCCACCACGGAUACCAUCCCGACGGGACCGGCGGACAGCUCGGUCGGCCGUUCGAGCGAGCCAGACCAAGAAGAUGCGGAGUACAACGACGAGCGGGCCCACGAGGUGACGCAUGCGCGCCUGUUCCAGGGCCACAUUGUGCCCGACGACUUCCCAUCGCCGGCCGUCUCGACCGCCGACGGCAGCGUCGUCGAGGAGGAUCCGAUGACCAUGUCGCACAUCUCGUCCUUCUUCCAGCCUGAGCCGCACGCGCUCGGCGGCUCGGGCGAGGCCGGCACCUCCGACUCGGACGACGACGAGGUCCUGCCGCCCAAGCCCAACGUCGAGCGCCUGGUCACGCUGGUGGGCGACGUGCGCGACCGCGCCGUGUUUAUUGUCGACGACAUGAUUGACAAGCCCACCUCGUGGAUCGCGGCGGCCGAGACGGUGGUCAAGCGCGGCAGGGCCAGCAGGGUCUACUGCAUUGCCACGCACGGCAUUUUCGGCGGCGACUGCCUGCAGCAGAUGCAGGACUGCGACUGCAUCGACGCCAUCAUCGUGACCAACAGCUACCCGAUCCCCGUCGAGCAGGCGCGGGAUGCCUCCAAGCUGAUCGUGCUGGACCUGUCGUUCCUGCUGGCCGAGGCCAUCCGGCGCAACCACUAUGGCGAGUCCAUGUCGCCGCUCUUCCAGCACAUUAUGGACUGA
This is a messenger RNA of Sporothrix schenckii 1099-18, 1341 nucleotides long. Its product is annotated as ribose-phosphate pyrophosphokinase. The record is from RefSeq and is a predicted model, not a curated record. NCBI's taxonomy places the organism in Eukaryota, Fungi, Ascomycota, Sordariomycetes, Ophiostomatales, Ophiostomataceae. Gene Ontology annotation, biological process: purine nucleotide biosynthetic process; 5-phosphoribose 1-diphosphate biosynthetic process; ribonucleoside monophosphate biosynthetic process. Gene Ontology annotation, molecular function: ribose phosphate diphosphokinase activity; magnesium ion binding. Bases 1 to 1341 code for a protein of 446 amino acids. Gene Ontology annotation, cellular component: ribose phosphate diphosphokinase complex; cytoplasm. The transcript has a single exon.